Messenger RNA from Oryza sativa Japonica Group (Japanese rice), 2599 nucleotides. RefSeq lists its product as uncharacterized. The record is from RefSeq and is a predicted model, not a curated record. Lineage: Eukaryota; Viridiplantae; Streptophyta; Magnoliopsida; Poales; Poaceae. Gene Ontology annotation, cellular component: site of double-strand break; checkpoint clamp complex; nucleolus. Gene Ontology annotation, biological process: mitotic DNA replication checkpoint signaling; double-strand break repair via homologous recombination; mitotic intra-S DNA damage checkpoint signaling.
AUCAACCCUUGUCCUUCACUCGCGAAGUCCCCUCGAACUCCCAGGCGCGCAAAAAGUCCCCUGGGGAACUUCCAGCGGCGCACCCACCGCCAGCAGCAGCAGCUUCGCCGCCCGCCGACGCCGUAGCGGAGGGCAAGCCAUGAAGUUCAAGGCCUUCUUCACCGACGACGGCAUCGCUCUCCUCGACAAGCGGUUCCUGCCGGCGAUGGACAAGGUGGGCCGCCUGUGCCACGUCUACCUCACGCCCACGCACGCCAUGCUCCUCCACAACCUCCUCGGACCCACGGGGACGGGGCCCGACGGCGGAGGGCCGCAGUGCGUCGCGCAGUUCGCCAAGGACCUCCUCUUCCGGGAGUACAGCGUGUCGUCGCGGAACGGCAACCGCGUGGCCUUCGCCGUCGACGUCGCGCUGCUCCACCGCGCCCUCCGCAGCGCGCUCGCCGUCCACGCCCAGUCGCCGGCCGCCGGGGACGCCUCAGCCGCGAUACAGGUGAAGCUCGUCAACAAGCUGCCGGCCGGGUCCCGGUCUGCCUCGCCGUUCCUCACUUUCGAGACCAAGGGAGCCCGCUCUGCUGUCGUGCAGGACGUGCCCAUCUCGCGGCCCCUUUCACGCUCCGACGUCGAGCGGCUGCAGGCUGCCCUCGACUCCGCCCAAGAGCUCCCUCAGACUCUAGUUCAGGUUCCAGAUCUGCCACAGUUGCAGAGUUUGGUCGAUCGUCUAAAAAAUGUCGGCGAUCUUCUGACAGUAGCUGUUACUCAAUAUGGUGACUUACAUCUACACGUUGCCACUUCUCUUGUUACUGUUGGUUCAGAAUUCAGGAAACUUCGUAUCCUUGGUGUUCGUGCAACCGCACCUGUUGGUGAUCAAAAUUUGAGUGCUUCCACUCGUACCAAUAUGGCAAUUGAGAGAGGGGAGGCGCUCUCAGUGCAAGUGAAUAUGAAGCACCUAGCUAAAAGUCUACAAUGUCAUUUGGCUAAGCCCGACUGUACCUUCUAUGGUAUUUCUCCUGGUGGUGCUUGCUUGACUGUGAUAUUCCAGUAUUUCAUUCCAGGAACUAGACUGACGGACAAGUCCAUUAGCUUCUACUGCAGGCUUCCAGUCCUUGACCCUGGCAGUUAAACAUAUUACAGCGUGGAUGGAUGUGUACUUGGUGCCGACGUCAUAGUAGAUGGUGCCAAUGCAGACGGUCACGAGGAGAUAGAUGAGGAGCCUCAGCCAGUAAUACCCGAAGUCCCUUGACAUGUUGAUGAAGGAGCGCUUGGUCAGUGUGCCUGCCUGCAUCAAGAAGCUAGCCUGGCUUCCUCCUGAAUCCAGCACAGUUCCUUUCUGCAACGAAUAACAUGGGUGUGUUAGUGUUCAUCCUGUUAUUGCCUGUCCUGGAUGCAGUCUUAACUAUACGUGGGGGCGCAAGAAAAAAAAAACAGAGAGGAAAAAGAGUGAUAUCAAUACGCGCUGCUGUAUUAGGGUCGCCAAGAACACGUACCAGUCGUGAGAUGUCAUUAACUCUCUCCCUUGCAGCGUAGUAGUACUGGGACCUGCUGUAGGAUGCAACCAACUUUCUGAUGGCUUCAGAUGUGGUCAUCCUGUCCAGAGGAUCGUCCGACCUCUCGAUCUUCAAUGAGAAUGCCCAAAAAUUAGAUCAUUUUAAGUGCAUCGUGACACGAACAAGUUUGAGCAGAUCAGCUAUGAACAUUGGUGUGUCUUGAUCUCUUCUUACCCUUGCCUUCAUGGAACCUUUCAGGGUGGCCUUCACCUUGUCGAAGUCGGAGUUGACGCAUCUCAGGAAAUGAUCCGAUGGAUUUCUCAGUGGCGGGCACGGGAAGCCGGUCUGGGCGAAGAACUGCAAGCACGAGCACAAGAUGGUCACGUUAGAAACCAUGGCGAAUGAUAGUGGUGACAGAUAUAUAUAUAUACUGGUUGCUUUCUGAAUCUGGUGACUGGUGAGAUGACUUACCUCGCAUGCCUGCGAUGCUUGGCCGAAGUAGACGGUUUUGCCGCUGGAGAGGAGGAAGAGCAUGUCGAAGAGCUCGAACACCUCGCUGCUGGGCUGGUGGAUGGAGGCGAUCACCGUCCUCCCGUCCCUGGCCAGCCCCCGGAGCGUCUGCGUCACGAAGAACGCCGACGAGCUGCGCGCAUGAUCAAGCCGGCAUCACAUCGCCGCGGUCAGUCCAGCGCACACCAUCAGUCAGCUCAGCUGUGACUGGAUGCAGGGAGGACGCGUACCUGUCGAGGCCGCUGGUGGGCUCGUCGAGGAAGAGGAGGCGGGGGCGCAUGAGGAGCUCGAGGGCGAUGCUGACGCGGCGCUUCUCGCCGCCGCUGACGCCGCGGAGGUGCCAGUUGCCGAUGACGGUGUCGGCGCAGUCCUGGAGGCCCAUCUCCACGAUGGUGCCCUCCACCAGGGCGCGCUUGUCCUCCCGGGGCAUCUUGUCCGGCAGCCGCAGCAUCGCCGAGUACCCGAUCGUCUCCCGCACCGUCAGCGUCCCGAUCAAGUUGUCGUCCUGCGUCACGUACGCCUAAAAAAAAACCCUCCGUAAACCUCGUGUUUCACCGCUAAAUGCACUUGCUUUGCUAUAGAUAAAUGAAAAUACACUUAUCAUA